Messenger RNA from Centruroides sculpturatus (bark scorpion), 2765 nucleotides. Its product is annotated as nitric oxide-associated protein 1-like. Bases 349 to 2736 code for a protein of 795 amino acids. The record is from RefSeq and is a predicted model, not a curated record. The transcript is spliced from 8 exons. Gene Ontology annotation, molecular function: GTP binding. NCBI's taxonomy places the organism in Eukaryota, Metazoa, Arthropoda, Arachnida, Scorpiones, Buthidae.
UAAUUUCUCUGAAACGGUUGUUUUCAGAUGCUCUUGGAUGAUUCCUCUGCUAAAUAAAAGUGGUUUUAAUGAAAUUAAUUUAUCUAAUAAUAAAAUUCAAAGUUUAAUUUUGACCGCAUGGUGGCUCUUUAUAGAGCCAAAUUCGAAAGGAAGCCAUGUUAAAAUGUUUCGCGUUAUCACGUGUUCGUAAUUUUGUCAACAAAUGAUUUCGGUAAUCAAUCUUCUUAGUUCGUUCAUUUAAGAGGGAAAAACGUUUAGUGGUAAUGUUAAAAAGGACAAGAUAAAGCAAGAAGUUAUAUAUCAACGGUAGAAAUAUUAAUCUUAUUCAAGAUCUAAAUUUGAUGGAAUAUGGUUUUUUUUAAAUUUAAAUAUAUUAAAAAUUAUAACCCACUUUUAAAGUCAUAUUUAAAAGUUGUAAAUUCGAAGAAUUUUUCACAUAAAACUUAUUCGGAAAUAUUUCCAAUUUAUUCUAAAAAACUUUAUUUUUCUUAUUAUAAUGUUUUCUUUAAUUGUCAAUGUAAAAGGUAUUUAGAGACAAAUACUAAGGAUGAACAAAUGGGUGAUAAAUCGACUGAUGAACAAGAUAAUGUAAUUAGAAGAAAAAAUGUUGAUCCUCAGAACAUGCCAAUAUCUUUAUUAGGAACCGGAUUUAUUGAUAAGAAAAUUCGUUCAACUAUUCGGUCAAUGAGGAAAAACACUGAGAAAUUAGAUGAUAACAGUGAUGAUGAUGAUGAUGAUGAUUUACCAAUAGCUUUGAAAUUAAAAUUAAAAAAAGAAAAUUUAAAUCAAAACUUAACUCGUUUAAAUUCAGAAAUAAGUAAUUUGAAUGACAAUAUUAAAUCCUCAAUAAUUCAGUAUCCCUAUCAAAAAGUAAUAUUAGAAGAAGUAAAAUUAGAAAAUUUGAAAAAAACUGGCAAUGAUGUACAGAAUAAUGCAUUUGAUUACCUUGAAAAAGCCGUCGAUAAAGAUGAUAAAUUAAAAAAAGAAAUAUCUUCUUUAAGAGAAGACUUUUGGAAUAGUAAUUAUGGUACACCUAAUCCGUCACUUCCAGUCAGCGAUAUACCAUGUGGUGGUUGUGGUGCUUUACUUCAUUGUAAAGACUCUGCUUUGCCAGGAUAUAUGCCUAGUGAACGUUUUAAGUUGUUUUUGUCAAAACUUUGGAAAUUAAGAGGUGAAAUUUGUCAAAGGUGUAUUUAUUUGAAACAUUUUAAUGUAGCUUUGAAUGUUUCAGUUGAUCCAUCUCAGUAUCCUGAGAUAUUAUCAAAUAUUAAAGAUAAAAAUUCACUGGUAAUACUUAUGAUUGAUUUAAUGGAUUUUCCUUGUAGUAUAUGGUCAAAUAUUACAGAUAUAAUAGGAAUUAAGCCAAUUAUUGUUGUAGGAAAUAAAGUAGAUUUAUUACCAAUACAAAAUGGUAAGGAUUUAAAUUAUGUGAUUUAUACAAUUCAGCAAACUUUAAAAGAUACAGGUGUUGAUAGGGGGAAAAACAUAAAACAUAUUCAUUUGAUAAGUGCUAAAACUGGUUAUGGUAUUGAAGAACUUAUAAAUAAAUUGCACAAAUUAUGGAAAAAUAGAGGUGAUGUUUAUUUAGUUGGUUGUACAAAUGUUGGAAAAUCAACCUUGUUCAAUUCACUUCUUCAUUCUGAUUAUUGCAAAGUUAGAGCUGUUGACUUAGUACAAAGAGCUACAAUAUCUCCUUGGCCUGGUACAACAUUAAAUUUAUUGAAAUUCCCAAUCAUGAAAAUAAAUAGAGAGAGACUAUAUUUGCGAACUAAACGUCUUAUUGAACAAAAGAAAGAAAAAACAAUAGAGAAAAAAAUGAGAAAACAUUUAUUAAAAGAAACCAAAAAUCCUCUGUAUGCUACUCUAAUUGGUAAGUUUAACUUAUUUUCAGGUACAACAUUAAAUUUAUUGAAAUUCCCAAUCAUGAAAAUAAAUAGAGAGAGACUAUAUUUGCGAACUAAACGUCUUAUUGAACAAAAGAAAGAAAAAACAAUAGAGAAAAAAAUGAGAAAACAUUUAUUAAAAGAAACCAAAAAUCCUCUGUAUGCUACUCUAAUUGGAAAUGUUGGAAUGACAUUUAAAUCUGAUGAUAUUGUGAAGUUUAAUGAUACUAAGAUUGUUUUUGAUGAUCGAUCAAAAGAAUUUGCUCAAAGCCAUUUUUGUUUUGAUACACCUGGUGCUGUAUAUCAUGAUCAGAUUCUUGAUUUGUUGACAAUAGAAGAAUUGAUGUUAACCAUACCAAAGAAAAUUAUAGUACCACGUUCAUACUGGGUUCGUGUUUCACAAACAUUAUUUCUUGCAGGACUAGGCAGAGUAGAUUUAAUAGAAGCAGAGGAUCUUGGAGGAAUUUGUCUCACUGUGUUUGCAUCUGAUGAUCUGCCAAUUCAUAUGGUUUAUUUAGAACAAGCAGAAAAAUUUUAUAACAAGAAUGUAGGUACAGAAUUGUUAAGAGUACCAAAAGGAGGUUCAGACAGAUUAAAAGAUUUCCCAGAACUUGUUCCAAAAGAAUUUACAGUAACAGGUCAAGGAUGGAAAGAAAGUUCUACUGAUAUUUUACUUUCAUCAGCAGGAUGGAUAUCUGUAACUUUGAAAGAAGGAAGAACUUGUAAAUUAAAAGCAUAUACUCCUGGAAGUCGUGGUUGUUAUUUAAGAAAACCUUCGUUGCUUCCUUUUGCAGUAAAUAUGAAAGGAAAAAAAAUUAAAGCAACACCAGCUUAUGAAAUUAAAUUUAUUUAAUUUAUAAAAUUUAUUACUAUAUUUUUAAA